UAGCGUCAGCUGAUAUCUUGAUAACAAAUCAGACAAGUUGUAAACAUACUAAUUAGCAAGUGAAUUGUUUUUUUUCUAGAAAAGCUCGGAAUUAAGCAUCAAAUAAUAUAGUUUUUGUUAAGGAAGUUCAAUUUGAGGCAAAUAUGACGGCAAUUGCAGGUGGUCAUGGUGAAUUAAAUCCCAAUGCUACUUGGUUGGGUGCACGCGGCAUGUGGUUGGCAUACGGUUUGGGUGUGCUUACCGUCCACUUGAUUUUAUUGUCGGUUCCCUUCAUAAGCAUUCCAAUGGCUUGGACAAUUACAAACUUGCUGCAUAAUGCCGCACACCUUUACUUUUUGCACGUAAUAAAAGGAGCACCCUGGCUAAGUAUUGAAAACGAUGGUGCACGACGCCUAACGCAUUGGGAACAAAUUGAUGAUGGUGAACAAUUUACAACAACACGCAAAUUUCUUACAGCUGUUCCAAUUGUUCUUUUUUUGCUGACAUGUAUUUAUACAAGAAAUGAUCCCGACCAUUUUAUUGCCAAUUUCAUUUCGCUUGUAGUAGUUACCUUACCUAAACUACCGCAAUUCCAUGGUGUGCGUCUGUUCAACAUAAACAAAUAUUAAAUUGUUAUUAAUUGGAAAAUGGUGCAUACUUCGAGAUAAAAGAGGUUGUCUUAAGUGUGUAUUUCUAUAGACUGAGCAGACCCUAAUUGAAGUUUGUUUUCCAAAUUAACCUUUGCAGCGUUCUAAAUGCAUUUGUUAUUAAUAUAUUCGAUGUACUGCAUUAACUAACAGCAGUGUGGGCAAAGCAAGAAGAGAAAGUUAUUUAACAAGUGAUAAUCAUAUAACAUAUACGCAUAUAUUUACUUUCAUAGAAGUUUACUAAUUACAAUUAAUGCAAAUAUUCUCAAUAAAAUGUGGAG
Ceratitis capitata (Mediterranean fruit fly) is the source of this 907-nucleotide messenger RNA. RefSeq names its product ORM1-like protein (gene ORMDL). Gene Ontology annotation, cellular component: endoplasmic reticulum membrane. Bases 144 to 608 code for a protein of 154 amino acids. Lineage: Eukaryota; Metazoa; Arthropoda; Insecta; Diptera; Tephritidae. The transcript has 3 exons. Gene Ontology annotation, biological process: negative regulation of ceramide biosynthetic process; intracellular sphingolipid homeostasis; ceramide metabolic process. The record is from RefSeq and is a predicted model, not a curated record.